AUGGCCAGUGCUUGGCCGCCGGUGUUGCGGUUGCGAUGUUGCUGGGCCCGUGUUGCCGGUAUUGCGGGCUUGAUGUUGCGCUGGCGCGCGGGCAUCUCAAAACGGACACGAAUUGGACAAUGGAACGUUAGAGCUCUAAGAGAACCAUCUAGGUUAGCACAGUUCGAGGCGGAGAUGGAGAAACUUCACAUUGCAAUAGCUGGAAUCAGCGAGAUAAGGUGGGCUGGCAGUGGGGAAACAACAACAUUAGAUAGCAAUCUAGUCCUACACAGUGGCAACAGUGACGGCAGAAGAUAUGGAGUGGGAAUUUUCGUGUCCAAGUGCAUAAAGAAGGCACUGGUUUCCUGGAAACCCAUUUCUGAUAGAAUCAUGACCGCCAGGUUCAGAUGUAGAGCUAGAUACAUAAUAAACAUCACUCAAUGCUAUGCCCCGACGGAAGACGCAAACGACGACACUAAGGACGACUUCUAUACUGCCCUUGCAGCAACCCUCAAUAAGCUACGGCAAGGUGAUAUUAACAUCCUCAUGGGUGACUUCAAUGCAAAAAUUGGCCCCAACAACACCGGACUAAGAUCUGUCAUGGGCCAGCAUGGAACUGGGACUCGCAACGAUAACGGAGAAAGAUUAGUGGAACUCUGCCAGCUAUUCCAAAUGGUCAUCGGCGGCACAAUAUUCCCACACAAAGAUGUCCACAAAUACUCCUGGACAUCUCCAAGUGGUAAUACGCGCAACCAGAUCGACCACAUAUGCAUUAGCAGGAAAUGGAGACACUCGCUACUGGACGUACGGAACAAAAGGGGAGCAUCUAUAGACAGUGACCAUGAGUUGGUCAUUGCAGAACAUUUAAUAAAGCUCAACCGCAACCACUCAAGGAACACUGGCAACAGUCAACACCGGCGAGCGCCCCCUCUGAACCUGCACCUCCUUAGCGACUCUACUCUGAAGACGAGAAUGACGUCCACGCUGCGAGAACAGCAGAUCCCCCUAGAAGACCACCCAUGGGAGCACACCUGCAGGCAACUAAGGACCACGGCCUGCAACAACGCGGAAGAUCGGACUGGAUAUUUGAAGAACCUGGGACCUGAUUAG
Drosophila yakuba is the source of this 1089-nucleotide messenger RNA. RefSeq names its product craniofacial development protein 2-like. Gene Ontology annotation, molecular function: catalytic activity. The transcript has 2 exons. Bases 1 to 1089 code for a protein of 362 amino acids. The record is from RefSeq and is a predicted model, not a curated record. Gene Ontology annotation, biological process: chromatin remodeling. Gene Ontology annotation, cellular component: nucleus. NCBI's taxonomy places the organism in Eukaryota, Metazoa, Arthropoda, Insecta, Diptera, Drosophilidae.